UUGGGUUUCUCGCCCUUGGACAUCAGCAAACCAGACAGAUGCUGCCUGUCCUAUUCAGUUGCUUCAGCAUUUUGUGUGGGUUAAAGAGAAGUAUCUAGUUUUGAACCUGUUGGUAUGGAACUUCAGACUUCCAUAUCUCCUGGCCAAUGAGAAGAUGGAGUGGCCUGGAUGGUGAUGAUACCUUUUUCAAGUAAUGCCUCAUGGGUAUACUACCAAUGGUGAUGAGGGACUUUCCAUGGCCUGUUGUGCUGAGUCCACUACUCUCUGCAGCUUCUUACAUUCCUGGGCAAUCAAAUGGCCACACUAGACCAUGAUUCAAUAACUAUGGAUAGUUCCAACAGUACAUCUGCAGACAUUUAUUAGAGUUUUUGGUGACACAGAAUCCAGUCUAUUUUUUGACAGUGAGCAAAUUAAUCAUAGUUUCACUUCAAUUACUUAUACAUUUCUUAAAUGGACGAGUACAUCUCCCACUCUCACAGUGCAUUUGUGAAGCUGCUUACCUCCCUUUGUUCUGAUUCUUCUACUGACUAGUGACCCACCAAAAACAAUUUUUAUCAAAGCCACUAGUAGUUUUUCAGAGCUGUCAAAUCUUUCCUGUUGUAAAGAAAGCCACUGAAGAUAACUCAUAAUAAAAACUCUUCAAAUCUGCAUCAUUAUAGUAAUUAGCAAUGUACACAUAAUCAGGUCUUCCUGUCAUUGUCAAAGCUUUAUUACCCAGAGAGGAUAUAAGUUCAGGCUAGGGCUAACUGUAGUUGUAUAAAGAUUUAGCACAACUUGUACCCUCUUAGUAAGUUGGUGUGCAAGGUUAGGACCCAUAAAAUCCAGGGAAAUCUAGAGAGAUCGAUUCAAAAUUGGCAGGAUGUAGGGAGCAGAAAGAUAGUGGUUGAAGGUUGUUUCUCCAAAUGAACAAAGCUUGUGGAAUUAGUGGGUGACAUAAAAUUAGGAGAUGCUGAUAGUGAAAAAGGUUAUUGUGUAUUUCUGAUCAGUUUGGGAAAUGGACUGAAGAGUGGCAAAUGAACAUCAGUACAGAUAAGUGUGAGAUGAUACAAUGUGGAAAGUCAAACUAGCACUGGACUUAGACUACAGUUGGCAAGGCACUCGGGAAUGUAGUGGAACAGGAGGAGCCCGGAGUUAUAACUGCAUAUCAGUGAAAGAGGUAGACAGUGGUGAAAAAAAACUUUCAGCACACUGGCCAUCAUCAGACACAGAGUGCAAAAACAAAGGAAUGCUGCAAGAUAUAGAAGUAUAAGCUGUGGGUGAUAAUGGAGGAAGAUGGGCAGAUGAAAUCUAAAGGGGGAGGGGACAAGAAAGGACAAGAGAAGAAACCCAUGUGGAUAGGUGUACAGUGGGCAGGUGAAACCAGGUGGAUGAAUUGCACUAGGUGUCUGCACUGAUAUUGUUUAUUUACCUUGAUCUAUGAAGACCAAUGUCCCAAAAGCUUUCUUUACAACCUUAUCUACCUGUGAUACUACUUACGAGGAAUUAUUCAGAUUCAGUUUAUUGUCAUUUAGAAACCACAAAUGCAAUGCAGAUAAAAAAUGAGACAACGUUCCUCCAGAAUGAUAUCACAAAAGCACAUGACAAAACAGACUACACCAGAAAAUCCACAUAACGUUUGGCAAUCCCCAAUCCAGAGUCCAGAGAGGCUGCUGCAUAUUAAUAUCGCGCUACUGUCUAGUGCAUACCCCAGAAAGGAGCUCCAAAUCCACCAGACAAAAACAAGACCAAAAACUAAAGCUACAAGACCUGCACAAAACCACAUAAUUACAACAUAUAUUUACAACAAUGCAAACAAUAGCAUAAUUGAUUAAAAAAAAACAGACUAUGGGCACAGUAAAAAUAUUCCAAGAUGUUAAAGGACUGUAAGUUCAAAAGAAAUCACCACAGUUUCCACAAGUCCCCAGGGUCCCGAUAGACUCGCCAUCCCACACCAGCAGCAGAAGGGAGUACCCCCGCUAUGGACUUCCAAGGUGCCGCCUGACUCAGCCUCGCAGACGCAGCACACGAUGGAAGCUCUGUCGAAACCAGCCUCGCAGAUGUAGUACACACUGAAAGCGACCUGAGCCCGUCGAACCUCCGAGCCGAGGACCAUCCCCUCCGGCACAGCUUCUCUGAGCACCAUCCUCUGCUGAGCAUAUUAUGACAGCCCCACCAAUGGCCACCGGCAAUGCGACCCCAAGGACUGGGGGCCUGUUCUUCCCAGCAGAGUCCCGGACCUCACAGCAGCAGCAGCAACGAAGGAGGUCUUCCUGGAAUUUCCCAAUUUUUUCCGUGCUUCCACGUCCGUUUUCAAUCGAUUAUGAUUGCACACAGCACCCCACUUCACAAAUAACAGAUAAUCAGUUCCGGAAUGGCCGCUGCAAGCUGCGUUGUGCCGCCAUCUUGGAUCUCUAUUAUGGACCUCUAUUCACAGAUCCCUCAGUUCCACUUGUUAUGAUCCCAGCCCCCUCCUUUGUGAGAAUUGCAAGAGCACCCGUUUUGGGGGGGGGGGGGGGGUCAGAAGACCCAGGAAGUGAGAGAGAGAGAGAAACGUGCCAAAUUGCAUGUCCCACCCGGGAUACAGAACAAGACCUCAGCGACUAUUGUCUCAUGUAGACCACGUGAAAAGCCCUCGGGCAAGGUGGGCUGGUUGAGAGAGAGAUUGCAUCAUCCCAACCUGAUUGACACCUGCGAUCCCGUGAGGAAGUAUAAAGGAGAGUCUCAGGGGGACAGCCCCCUCAGACGCACCAAGAAGACACGAGAGAGUGUUCCCGCAGCAGCGGGAAGCCAUUCUGAAGGAAGCCACGUGCGUUAGAUUCCGGGAUUGGAAUUUGUGGCUGGAAUCACAGAAAACCACUUUUAACUAACAUUGGGGAGAGGAAACCAAUGCUCCCCCCAAUUUCACGGAAGCUUCAUCAAGACUCGGCAAGUUCUUUCUCUUCUCCCCCAAUCUCUCUCUCUCUCAGUCACCCCACAUGAAACCCAGCGAUUUUCAAAGGGCUGAGGCCGGCAGACUUUCUGAGUGACUUUUAUAUUUCCAACGGACUAUCUAUUAACCCCUAGACAACAGCAGAGCUCACUUCUUAAUGAUGAUUAUUACUAUACCCGCGCUUUAGAUUGAGUGUUGACGAUGUGCACUAUCUGAAUGUAUGUAUUAACCUUACUUUUGUGCCCCUUUAUAAAUAAAAACGUUUGAAAAUAGUGACAUCAGACUUCAACGGACCUCUCUAUCUUUGCUGGUAAGUUCUCCAGUUACGGGAUUUGUAACAGUUGGGGUUCUCGUCUCGGGAUUUGACACCAAAUUGGGAGGCCAGUGAAUCAGGCUUGUAAAUCAAACACUUGAAUCUGGUUACGUGGGUAGACAGACGGGAAACCAGCAAAGAUGGACGUGGGUGAACUUAUGGAAAACCCGACGGUGACAAGCUAGAGGCGGCCACAAAAUCAGACUUGUUAAAUUUAGCGAAGGGGUUGAACCUCACAGAAGUGAGGUCGUCCAUGAAAAAGCGGGAGGUACGAAGGGCCAUAACUCAGUAUUACGUUGAGAAGAAUGUGUUUGAAGAUGAGGUAUUGGAAGAUAUCCCUGACAAAGUACCAUCAAGUGGGACGGUUCAGUUCGAGGUGGAGAAAUUAAAGUUGGAACGUGAAAUUAAGUUAAAAGAGCUGGAAGCGGCUGAGAGAGAGAGAGAGAGAGAGAGAGAGAGAGAGAGAAAGGGUUGAGGGAAAGAGGGAAAGGCAAGAGAGAGAGAGGGAAAGGCAAAGACAGCGUGAAAUUCACCUAAAGAAGCUAGAAGCAGAAGAGAAAGAGAGGGAAUGGGCCGAGAAAGAGAAACAGAGGCAACAUGACCGGGAAAUUGAGAAGAUGAGAAACGAGCGAAGAGAUCAAGGGUUAGACCAAGCGGAGCGGUUUAAUGUUAGUAGGGAGUUGAGAUUGGUGCCCCCGUUCAAGGAGACAGAUGUCGAUAGUUAUUUCUUGCUUUUUGAAAAGGUGGCAGUAAAUCAGAAGUGGCCAAAAGAGCAGUGGGUGGCGUUGUUACAAAGUGUGUUAAAGGGGAAGGCCCAACGAGCAUAUGCGGCGUUGUCCCUGGAGGAGGGAAGAUCGGAGAAUUAUGAUGAGGUAAAAAAGGUCAUUCUCUGGACUUACGAAUUGGUACCUGAGGCCUAUAGACAAAAGUUUAGAAAUUUAAGGAAAAGGUAAAUCAAACGUAUACCGAGCUAGCCCAUGAAAAGGGGGUGCUCUUGGACCAUUGGUGCACCGCGGAAAGGGUGGACAAGGAUUAUGGGCAUCUCAGGGAGUUACUUUUGAUUGAGGAAUUUAAAAGUUGUGUUCCGGAGGAGAUCCGGAUGUAUUUGAAUGAGAAACCGGAUAAGUCCAUGUCAGAAUUUGCUAGGUUUGCGGACGAAUAUGUCCUAACCCACAAGACAAAGACUUCCUCGAAUAAAGGUCCCCAGAGAGACAGAGGUCCCACCGGGAGCUAGCGGUAAGGUUGAGGGGGAAAGGCAAGACGGCCAGAGGGUCCAGGUUUGACCUGUUUUAAUUGUGGAAAGGAGGGGCACAUUGCAUCUCGAUGCUUUGCUCCGAGGAAGGAGAUAGGAAGAGGGAAAGCCGCAGUCCCUAUCAGGUGUGCCGUGAUAAUCAGCAAAUCGACCAGAGAGCCGAGGGUAGACAGAGUACGAGAAGGCUCUGGGUGUUGUCUGUCACACAGAACCGUGUCUGUGACGGAGGAAGACACACCAGUUCCCGUUUGAAUCUGGAGGGAUACGGGCGCUGAACUAUCCCUGGUUAGCCGUAAGGUACUAGAAUUUGGUCGGGAAACGGGCAUGGUAAAGGUGGAAGGAAUAAAUAAACGGAUAGAAAUGGUGCCCUUAUAUAAGGUCAUUCUGGAUUGUGAGCUGGUGUAUGGAUCAGUUGAAAUAGGGGUGCCAUCAGAAUUCCCGAGAGCUGACGUGGACAUCCUGCUGGGGAACAACUUAACAGGGGGUAAGGUUUGGUCAGCCAUGCUGCCAACCUGGCGACCGGCAAGUGUGGUGGCCCCACCCCUAGCGCCCAAGGACCAUCUCGCCGGCGUGGUCACUCGCAGCAUGUUGAGAGAGACAGCUGAGAACGAGAGCAGUUUAAAUCUGGCCCAUUUUGAUUUGGCCGAGACGUCUUCGAUGACCCUGUGCCAUGAGGGUUUAGAGGGUGGUAAGACGAAGAGUAGUAAAGUGAAAGGGCGUAAGGGAAAGGAGAUAGAUCUCCCUUUAGCGAAGAGAAAGGUCCUAAAGGUAGGAAAUAAAGAUGAGGAACAGAUAAAGCUGUUAAAAGGUCCGGAGUUGGACAUGGAUGAUCUGUCUGGUUUGGCAGAAUUGUUUGAAGAACUUGAGAGUUCUAAAGGUGUUCCCGAUAAUGAGAGGAGGGCAGUCCUAGAUGGAAAGGGUACCCUUGCCUCGAAGGAGUCUGCUGAAAGGGCCGAGGAGGUUGUUUCAGCUCGCAGGGUUGCGCCUUCCCUGGGUGAGAGCUGCCCAGAGCGUAACUGGGAGAAUCGGGGGAAGUUAGAAUUUGAAAAAGUUACGGGUGUUGAAAGCCUGGAAGAGGCAAAUGUCCCGUUUGAGUGUGUCCGAGAUGGGGAUGCACGUGGUGCUGAACCUGGUAAAGGAGCUCAGAAGAAGUCUGAGGUAUCUGAUUCAGGGGAACGGGGCAGCUGUCCUUGUGGGUCAGAUAGACUUGAUUCAGUGGAAAAAGGGUUAACCUUGGUAACCAGGGGAAGUGUGAGUUCCCUGGUGUUUGUACUCAAAGGUGGGUUCAAAGUUAAAGCAGAAUUUAAGAAUGGGGGGAUGAUUGUUGUUGAAGGAAACGGAAAGUCUGUAGUUUCCAAAUCGAAGGAAGAAAUCUUGAGCCUGGCAGAUCGCUCACAGAGUGAGCCGGGGGAUAGCGGGGACCCCCACUCUAUUGUUAUGCCAGGAUGGGGUGUGAAGAGGCCACCUUCGACAUGCUACUUGAGCGAAGAGUUAGAAUCAAACACCAACAGCCUGAAGGGGACUGAUAAAAGGGCCAGCCACCUGGGUAAAAUCAAAGAAUUGGGUGGAGAUGGUCUGGGGCAUGGUGUUGCAAAAAUAACCCCAAUGAACGGGGCGGACGGGAGUUCACCACCUUCUCCCGCAAAGCCAAUGUCUAAUCCAAUUUUCUGCCUCAUCUUGAGUGCCGAGCAACUGAAUAUUCUUGACCAAUCUCCCAUGUAUGACCUCGGCAAAGGCCUUUCAGAAUUCCAUGUUGGCAACAGCCAUUGCCUUUCCUUAAUCGACUUUCAUGGUAACCUCCCUGAAAAAUGA
Messenger RNA from Hypanus sabinus (Atlantic stingray), 6285 nucleotides. RefSeq lists its product as uncharacterized. Bases 4798 to 6285 code for a protein of 495 amino acids. The transcript has 3 exons. The record is from RefSeq and is a predicted model, not a curated record. NCBI's taxonomy places the organism in Eukaryota, Metazoa, Chordata, Chondrichthyes, Myliobatiformes, Dasyatidae.